UUUCUUAUAGGUUGAGGAAGAUAAUUUUGCUAACUGGUCACAUCAAGCUGUAGACUUCAUACUAGGUAUUGAGCGCUUGCAAAAUUAUUCCUGAAUUUUCUUUAAGUUGCAUUCACCUUUGCUUCUCAAUUACAUUAUACAAAAAUGCCACGUUCAAUUUUGGGUCUUGUGGCCCCAUUAACUGAUUUUCUCCGCGUUCUAUAUCAGCAAUGCUUCUGCUUACUCCUUUCAUAGCAUGUGUAACUGUACCUUUCCUUCUCUUUUCCCCUUAAGUUGUGUUGCUGGUUCAUUGGUAAGUUGAGGAAGUCUAGAGGAACACGUAAACACUGAGUCGUGAGGUCAAAUAAUGUAUCAAAAGUAAAAGAGAGAUUUAUUAUCUUCCCUGUACGUAUAUCUAUUAGAGUCUGCACAUGGUGGUCUAUGAAUUGGCAGUCUGCUGCAUGCUGCAAUAGUGAAUGUUAUUUACUGCCCGUGUCAUUAUUACAAGUUGAGAGAUGUGCGCAAGUAAGUUUCCAGCGGCCUGAAUUUGAAGGUGUAAAGGAUUUUGUGCUAUAAAAAGUUCGGGAGUUAAUCAUGGUUCUAUGCGAGGUGGUUAUAUGUGUGGUUCUAUCUAUUUGGCCCUAAAAUUGUGGGAAGUACUUUCAGGAGGUUUGAGGUCAAAUUCAAUGAUUUGAUUGAUGUAAGUUUGUCCAGGUUUCUUGCUGAUGGAAAUUUUUUAAGAUGAUUGACCAUGAAAUUUGGCAUUCCUGGCAGAUGCCUUUUUUGGCCCUCUUGCUUAUUUUCUAACAAUUUUCUCUCCUAAAGCUUCAUUGAAGAAUCUAUUAUCAGUGAAAGAGAACAUGGAAAGCAUCGAAGGUGUUGUGAACAGUUUGAUAUUGCGUUUGGUUAGAAGAAUGACGUCUCUUUCAGGAGGAGAUGGUGGUGAGUCUUUCUGAUUCCAAUCCAUCUCUUAUUUAAUUUUAGGAUACCCUAAACUGUUUGACACUAUUUUAGGAUGGAUGAGUGCACAGUUAUAUAUACUGCAAAUGUUUGCUUUCCUCAGUUACAGUCCGUUAUUGGGGUUUCCAUUUUGUUGUCGAUGACUCUAAUAUUUAUUCAUCUGCUGCAUCAUUUUGUUUUAGGGCGGGAUGACAUUGGCAAUGAUGUGCAGUUCUAUGUCCAGCAUUUGAUUAGGAAACUAGGAAAGGCUGUCUACCUUGGACAAAGAGCACUAGUUGCAGUUUCUCAAAAGAUUCCUGUCAUAGCAGAAAGUGUACUCUUUUCAGAUCCUUUUGAUGACAAAUUUCCAGACCUGCAUCAGUAUAUGUUCAUCUUAAUUCAACUUCUUGAAUUCUUGGUAUCCGAUUACUUGCUAACAUGGUCAAGGGAUGAAAAUUUUGACCAGUUGUUGUUUGAAGAGUGGUUGACUUCAAUUAUCCACGCCCGGAAAGCCCUGGGAGUUUUGGAAAGCAGCAAUGGUCUCUACAUGCUCUACAUGGAUCGGGUGGUCGGAGAAUUGGCUAGACAAUUGGGUCAGAUUUCAUCUGACCACAAGCUGAAUCCAGAUGUUCUCACCAAUCUAUUCCUCUGACUGCAUCUUGCAUCAUACUGUUGUCACUGUCAACGCGUGUGCUUUGCUCAGAUACCUCUACUUUGUUCUAUGGCGCUUCCAUCGACCAGGGUAAGCAUCAAGCAGUCAGUCACUCAUCUAUUGUGAACAAGCACAGUUCAU
Messenger RNA from Rhodamnia argentea, 1711 nucleotides. Its product is annotated as protein MULTIPOLAR SPINDLE 1. The transcript has 3 exons. NCBI's taxonomy places the organism in Eukaryota, Viridiplantae, Streptophyta, Magnoliopsida, Myrtales, Myrtaceae. Bases 995 to 1570 code for a protein of 191 amino acids. The record is from RefSeq and is a predicted model, not a curated record. Gene Ontology annotation, biological process: meiotic DNA double-strand break formation; meiotic spindle organization.